Molecule: messenger RNA, 4084 nt
Organism: Diprion similis
Lineage: Eukaryota; Metazoa; Arthropoda; Insecta; Hymenoptera; Diprionidae
Gene: Tdg
Exons: 11
Coding region: 632-4012 (1126 amino acids)
Biological process (GO): base-excision repair, AP site formation
Cellular component (GO): nucleus
Molecular function (GO): mismatch base pair DNA N-glycosylase activity; DNA binding
Source: RefSeq, a predicted model, not a curated record
GUCACACCAGUCACCGACCGACACAAACGCACACCGCGCCAGCACCGUCCUCAGUAAGAGAGAAGGUCUCUGUGAACAGCAGCGACGGGGCAGGCACAGCGCACAUUUGCACUCGUGUUUAUAUACUCAGGAAGUGAGACAGGGAUUAAUAAAUGUUAACGGUAUUACAUACAACAAUUAAUAAACCGUGUCAGUGUGUGUUUAAAAAAGGAGGAAGUUAAUUUCGAGUUAAACGUAACUUGUACAAUCAAUGUAAUAGUAAUAUUGAUGAUAAUAAUAAGUGGUGGAAUGUAAAUCGGUGUUUGGUGGAUGUCGGAGUACAUAUUUCGGUGAAUCGAGAUAAGUUAAUAACAAAAAAAAAAAAAAAAAAAACUAAAUAAAUAAUAGUGAAGCGGUGUCGGGGGAUCUGUUCAAUCAUGAAUAUAAUAAAACUCUAGCCUUCUGGGGCGGUAAAUCCAAACCCUGGAACAAACACCCCCGUAUGGUGAGAAAGGAAAGGGGUAUUGAUGUGGUCUCUUUUCGCAUUAACAAGUGACCACUGAGUGGUCGAAGACCAGGGAAAAGAGGGAGGGAUAAAGUAGAGGAUAAGAUAUAGUGAAAACGAGAAGAGGGCGAAAGAAGGGAAGGAAAAAUGCAGGUUGCAACACUGUUCAGGGAAAGUGCUACCCUUUUGGGAGCAUCGAGUUUAGAUCCACCCCAACAGACUCAUCACCAACCCAUGCAACAGCAGCACCAACAUCAGCAGGUCCAACAACAACAGCAACAACAACAACAACAACAGCAGCAGCAGCAACAGCAUGCCGACUUGCACCUUGGACAUAAUCAUCACAUGCAGCACCAUUACAAAAUGUCAUAUCCCUCUCCGGUUCAAAAUGGAGUUCCUAAUGGUCAGACGAUGAAUUGCUCAAACACACAAGGUGGAAUUAUGGUGAAGCAGGAAGCUAGGGACGAUGGCUACGAAACAAGCCCGGAUCUCGAACUCAGGAGUACGGGUGGCGACAGUAGUCAACAAUAUCAUACACCCCUAACACCACACACACCGCACACACCUCACACACCUCACACACCGCUCACACCGAUGUCAGCGACAUCUCAACAGCCAGGUAGCAACACAACGAAUCUCAAUCAGGUCACAAUCAAAUGCGAAACACCUGUCGAUCCGUACUCAUUUGUGGAUGAGGAAAUGUCGAUGGGAGGCGGUAUGAGAGCGGCGAGUAGUCCAGGCAGCAAUCAGGAAAGUAUGACGUGUCCUGGCGGAGCUCAAUCUAGAACGCCGUCGACGCCUCCUGGUCACCUGCAGAACCAUUCGCCUGGCAAUAUCUCGAGUCAGCUUCAGAUGAGCCUCGCCAUGAAUGGGACGAAUCCUCAAUUACCUCACCAACCCAAGAAACGAGGCAGGAAGAAGAAGUCAGAAAUGAUACUGACGCCAGAGGAAGCCGAACUGGCAGAGGCCAAGAAACGGGCGAAGACUUACAAGGAGCGAAAAAAGCACGACAGAUUUGAUGGGAUGCCGGAAGAGGAAGUUAGUAAACGAGUGCUGCCGGAUCACCUGACGAGUAAUCUUGACAUUAUUAUAAUUGGCAUCAAUCCAGGAUUGUUUGCCGCUUACAAAGGGCAUCAUUACGCGGGACCUGGAAAUCAUUUCUGGAAAUGUCUUCAUCUGAGCGGUUUAACGCCCGAACCUCUUACAGCCGAUGACGAUUACAAAUUGUUACGGCUUGGAAUAGGAUUUACUAAUAUGGUGGCACGAGCGACCAAAGGAAGCGCCGAUCUCACGCGGAAAGAAAUAAAGGAAGGAAGUCACGUGUUACUUGAAAAAUUACAAAAGUAUAAACCCAAAAUAGCCGUAUUCAACGGUAAAUUGAUCUACGAAGUAUUUUCUGGAAAAAAAGAAUUCGGAUUUGGCAGGCAACCGACUCUCGUCGAUGGAACUAAUACGCACAUGUGGGUCAUGCCGUCGAGUAGUGCGAGGUGUGCACAGCUACCACGAGCGGCGGAUAAAGUUCCAUAUUACGCGGCAUUGAAGAAGUUCCGUGAUUAUUUGAAUGGUGCAAUAAGCCACCUUGAGGAAUCGGACAUAGUUUUCGCCGAUUCGAAACUGAAGAAAAAGGAAGCGGAACCAGUCGAGGACAGGAAGCCGAUAUUCGAUAACGAAUUUACACCGGACAGCGAAAACCAGAUAACAGAUUUGAGCAGCACGAUGCAGAUAAAACAAGAACCGGGCACGGGUGUGGUACCGGGUAAAAAAAAGCGGGGAAGACCAAAGAAGAUAAAGAGUAUCGAAGAACAGCCCGCGCCAGACCCAGAGAAGCUUGAUGCCAACGGUGAAGUGAUAAAGAAACGGCGUGGUAGACCGAAGAAAAUACAUCAACAACAGAAGCAGCAACAGCAGCAGCAGCAGCAACAGCAGCAACAGCAAAUGGAAAGUGACAGCAGGGAGCGAGAGACCCAGCAGCAACAUCAUCAUCAGCAUCAACAGCAACAGCAGCAGCAACAGCAACAACAACAGCAGCAGCAGCAGCAGCAACAACAACAACAACAACAACAACAACAGCAACAACAUCAAACUCUCAGCAAUCAUCAUAACGAAAACUAUUCGAAUUCCGUGCCAAACUGUUUUUCACCACCGAUAAUGUCGCCGCCAAACAGUUUUCCCCAUAUGGCACCUUACCCGUCGAUGGGGGAUUCGGGAUUCUUCGGUCAGGGUAUGAACGACAGUCCGUACAACAUAAGUGCGAAGCAGAGCCCUGUCCACAUGCAUCAUUACAGCCAGAGUCCAAAGUCCAUGUCGCUAUCGUUCACCCACUCCGACUUGUCAUCGGAGAUAAACACGGCGAUAUCGUCGGAGAACAACCUCGAACCGUCCCCCCUGACAUCGCCGAGCGUUGAACACCCGGACUUUGAGCCCCCGACCAGCAUCGCCCAGCAAAAUAUGACCGGCGAUCACAGAUCGUACAACCCGGGCAGCGGCGACAACAACGGCCACCACAGCAGCCCCGGAACCCCCUCACACUCGAGCUACAACAGUUACAUGGGGUACCACGACCGACAGCCGGAAUCCCACAACACCCAUCCGCACCAGACGACGCCGACGCCGUUGAGCCAGCAGGGUUCCGGCAACGACGAGCACUCUCACCACUCUCAUCAGACGCCCCCUCACACGCAUCCGCACACACCUACGCACCCGGCGAUGUCGCCGCACUCCCACGAGCAGUACAACACGGUGAAGAGGAGCAACACGAAUGGCGCCAGCGGCCAGGACGUCUCGUCGAAGAGUCUCAGCGAUCUUGAGUCACUUGUCGACCAGAUACCGAGCAUAGCGGACGGCGGUAACCAGCGUCACCCAUCGCAGAGCGUCAUGAGCGACGAGUCCCUGGCGGAGAAGAUGGACACCCAUCACCAGGCCUCGUACCUACCAAGUUUCACGCCAUCCAGCAUGUCGAAUUACAGUCCGCCACCCGCGCCGCCUCACGCCGGACUUUAUCCCGGUUCCCUCCAUCAUUCGCCGGCGGACAACUACGGCUCGUUGUACGGAAUGAACAACCGGCAUCACCCGGAGACCCAACAGCACAGCAAGUCUUAUACCGUGGAAAAUUUAACCUCGAACAGUUACAGCUCGAGCAUGAACCACCCUCAUCCGGGUAAUUCGUAUCCCAACAUUAUACCCGGACCCCAUUAUCCCGUCCCGAUGGGAUCCACGAACGGAUACCUCUUCGGCGGACUCGACCCUAGCCUGAUGCAACGCACUUACGGCAUGGGCGGCAUGGGCGGGAUGGGCGGGAUGGGCGGAAUGCAUCCCUCUCUAGGACCCAUGGCCAAUCCCUAUCCCUACAACGGGUCGUACACCAGCUCCUUUGACGCUUACCCACCUUCCCACGCCGGGAUUCACGCGCCUAGCGCCAACUAUCCGGGCUAUCCUGGCGGCGGUGGACCCGGUCCCGGGAGCUCCGCGACUUCCUACCUUUCGUCACAUCACAGGCCGCCCGUUGAUCUCGCCUACGACGCUGUAUGAUAAUCAAAGUAAUCGAUAUAAUAUUACACGCUUUUUUCUAUUUUUACAUUAUUAUUAUUGUUAUUAUUAUUA